Molecule: messenger RNA, 1116 nt
Organism: Ogataea philodendri
Lineage: Eukaryota; Fungi; Ascomycota; Pichiomycetes; Pichiales; Pichiaceae
Exons: 1
Coding region: 1-1116 (371 amino acids)
Source: RefSeq, a predicted model, not a curated record
AUGAGGCGCUCUUUCGAGGCUCUGGAUCUGAGAAGCCACGCUUUCGAACGGACUCGUGCUGUCGGGCUGCACAAACGGCACGCCAGUCGCCUUGGACAUGUCGUCGUAGGUGCUGUGGCCGUUGGACCCGCUCGACGUGGUGGACGGAUGGUCUGUCGUGGUGUUGGAGUGCGAAAACGUGUCACUCUCGGGCCGGUCCUUGAACGAUUGUUCUGGCGACGGGUACUGCUGGCCGUUCUGCUGCUCAAACACGGGAACCUCUGUCAUGUUGAAAAACGAGUACUGGUUCGUGUCGGCCUUGUAGAUCUCGUCCUCUUUCAUCAGUUUGUCCAGGAAUUCGGUACCGUCCUCGUACAGAAUCUCCUCAAACCCUUUGGUCGUGAUGAGCGGCGUUUCGACGGUCUCUCUCGCGGCUGGAGUCUUGACAGAAGAAGUGCUGUCCGUGGUGGUGGCACCGGCCAGCUCCUCACGGCCCGGAAGAGUAUUCAACAUCUUGGCCUGUGGAUACGAAAAGUCGCCGUUCAACGACUGGUCCUCGCUGGUAAUCUCGUAGUUGCUCAAAAAGUUCUCAAAUUGUUCCUGCUUGGUGUUCUUGAAGAAAUUGAAGAAAAUCUUGAUGAUCAAAGACACUCUCCAACAGCAGAAGAAAUCGGCCUUCAACCGCACGCUGUUCAAAUAGUAUUCCUUCAAGUAGUGGAACAUGAUGAUCAAGAACUGGUCGUUAGUGUUCCGGUUCAGGUCGAUGUUGAGCCAGUUCAGCACCAUCACCGAGUCCACAGAAUUGCCAAACCGUUUCAGCAACACCUCAAAUUUGAGAUGGUCCGUGGUGAAGUUCUGCAGGAAAAUAGACAUCGUCCACAGCACACCCCUCUGGAAACAGGCCUGGAUCUUGCUGGCAAAGCAGUUUUCAGAUCCGUUGAAGAACCGUCUGAAGUUUUGGUGGAACUUGGUCUCGCCGUGGAUCGUUUCGGACUCAGUCAAAUACUUGACGAAAUCAAACGUGAACUUGAACAGAAUCAGAGCCGGCUCGGUCGCCUUAAUGGCCUGUUCCAACUUCUCUUCCUCGUCAUCGUCGUCGGCAUACAGGAACAGCAAGUAAUGGAGAGCGUUCAGUAG